AUGGCCCCCGUCACCCCCCACUGGCGGCAGCCCUCCCACGCUGACAUCCAGGAGGUUCUCGUCAACCAGACAGACUUCACCUCCAGGAGCCUCUCCAAAAUAGCUCUCGCUCCCUUUGCCGUCUACGCGAAGCUCAGACUCCCUCCCUGUCAUGCUACCCGGGAGCCGACCUACGCGACGGUUCAGAUCGGCAGGGACAGGCACAUGAGCCUCAACAGCGACCUGCUGUACAUCAACCACUCCUGCGAGCCCUCACUCAUAUUUGACACGGGCAGCAUGAGCAUCCUCGCAGGGCCAAAAGGUCUCCGACAUGGCGACGAGCUUACAUACUUCUACCCAUCUACCGAAUGGCACAUGGCCCAGCCGUUUUCUUGUCAUUGCGGCACGCCCGCUUGCCGUGGUACCAUCAGUGGAGCUCGAGACAUGACGGCGGAACAGCUCGAGGGUCAUUGGCUGAGCGGCCAUAUUCGCGACCUGCUUGCCGAGCAGCAGCAGAAGACCGCCACGGACGCCCACGGCUGCGAUCCAACCGUCGACGCUCUACGUGAGGCGUUGGCGGAGGCAGAAAAGGUGGUCGAAUCGGUUAGCCUGGCCUUGCGCACCUACCUCGAUGCUUCGACGCAGGCAUCCGGCGACGCCGACGGCAGGGUUGGCGGAGGAUUCGAGGUCGAUGACGUCUCGACCAAGGCGAACGCAUUGAACACCCGCGGGCCGACAUGGAGGGAACGGAGCGGCGAGAUGGGCGGUGACACUGCCAUCGCCUAG
Messenger RNA from Drechmeria coniospora, 765 nucleotides. RefSeq lists its product as uncharacterized. Bases 1 to 765 code for a protein of 254 amino acids. The transcript is spliced from 3 exons. NCBI's taxonomy places the organism in Eukaryota, Fungi, Ascomycota, Sordariomycetes, Hypocreales, Ophiocordycipitaceae. The record is from RefSeq and is a predicted model, not a curated record.